CCCGCGCGGUUCCCCCGCCAGAAACCAUCCCCACAACAAUGGAGCAGUGGCUGCCGCUGUUCCGCCACCUCCUCUCCUGCCCCGUCGCCAACGCCGACGCCUUCUCCUCCCUCCCCGCCUCCGGCGACUGCCCCAGCUCGCCUCCCCCGGCGGCCGCGCUCCUCCGCCUCCUCCUCUCCCCGGCGCCCCCGCUCCCCGCUUCCCCCUCCGACCCCACGGCGUCCAUCCUCUUCCAGACCCUCCCGCCCUUCCUCCAGUCCCAGGCGCUCUCCUUCCUCGCCUCCUCCUCCUCCUCCUCCUCCUCCGGCCUCCUCGACCCGCACCUCCUCCGCGCCCUCGCCGCCCGCGUCCUGUCCGCUCCGCCUGACCUGUACGGGUUCUGGGCCCGCCGCGGCGCCCGUCACCUGCUCGACGGAUUGCCCGAGGGGGAAGGCGUCCCGGGUGUCGCCGCUGAGGAGUUCGUUGAUGGGUUCCACGAGCUGCCUCCGUGGCUUAAAGAAGCAGCGACGCGGUCGCGUCCUGUCCUGCCGUGGCUCCCUUUUGAAUGCCGGAGCGUGUUGGGGAGCGGGACCUGUGGUGGCGGCGGCGGCGGGGGUGGUCUGGACGGGAUUGGGUUGGAGACGUUGGUGCUGGAGCAAGACGAGGAUGUGGAGAUGCAGGAGGCUGGGUGCGUCCUGCUGCCUCAGGCUCCUCCGCUCGCAGAUUCGACUGUGCAGAGAGCCCUGGCUGUGCAGAAGGAGAUAGUGACUCUGGAAUCUGUCUUGGUGGCGCAGCGUGUGGUGAAGGAUUUGCAGGAACUUUGUGUUGAGUCCAGGAAUGCUGCAGCAGUGCUUAGCUUAGUACAGCCGUGGGAAGCUGAUGAUGACACUCUAAGGGUCCUCCUUACCAAUUUAGUGCUUCCGGAGGAUGGGGUGCAAGGAGGAGGGCCAGCACUUGUUCUGUGUUCUGUUUUCCUACCACAGUUACUCGAGCUUCAAAGACCACCUUCAUCAGUCCUUUCCGCUGCGUUGGAUCUCUGCAAGCGCCACCCAGCCGCAGCACUGGAAGCUGUACUCUUUCCACUGGUUCUUAGGAAGGGUGGGCUAAAUGUUCCACAGUGUGAUGUGCUAACACGUAUUGUCAAGGAAUGCAUGCAUCCACUGCAUGUUGCUGCUUUCUGCCAUAGGCUGCUUUCAGGGGAGGAGCAAGAGCGGAAGCCAGUCUGUAUGUCUCAGCAUUACGAGAAUGUAGGUACUCAUUUGGUCUGGACAGAAUCUCUGUUCGCACUAUUUUACAGCAUCCUCAGUCAAGAUAUUUGCUUGACACCAAGCACCGUUGGCGAGCUAAUUUCUGUCAUUGAUGAGCGGGCAUCAGAGUUCUCAAGGUCAUUGAAAUUUGGCAACUUUAUGCUGUGCUUAGUGUCGAAGUGUUGGCAUCAAUGUAAGAAUCAGAGGGUUUUGCUCGAGAGAGCUGCUGAGAGAACUAAUACUUUCCUGACCAAAGCUAUAUUGGCAAAACUGCGCCCUGCAAGCUGAAGUUAAAUGUUAAUAACUUUUUUUCAUGCAGAUGUUAGAAAAGAAACUGAAAUUGUUCUCAUCAAGACAAUGAUGCAUAUUUUGCCACUUACCCAAAAGAAACCCCAUUGCGCACAGGCAUUAUGGAGGAGUGAAAGUGUCUCUGACCUCUUCUCACCGUACAGCUGAUCCAUCGUUAUCACUGGAAUCUCCAUUUCCCAAGAAACUGGUGUGUAGCAGUGUAAACAGAUGUGUUGUUUGCUCUUCUAGAGUUGGCACGCUACAUCUACAGCCGGCCAGGUAUUUAUAGUGGCCCAGGAGGCCAGGAAUGUUGGGAAUAUCCUUCUCGAGAUUGCUAACAUGGUUUUGAUUGAGAAUGAAGGGAACCUUGCUUUCUCAUGAGGUUUAUGUAGAAUCAUGUCCAGAUGCAUGCCACUAUUCCCGUGUGAUUUAGCUAAGAUAGCUAUGUGGCAUCCUUCGAGGCUCACCAACAUGGUUGACCUAUGAGCAAAACAUGCUCUCUAUUUGUUUAUUCUGUUUUACUUCCAUAUACUAAUGAAUGUUAAUGCCAGUCAUCUCACUGAUAUAACUACUUCCCUGCAAGGUUCACUCUCUCUGGAUCGGUUCACCGCCCUGAAUCGUGGUAACGAUCGCAGAUGCUGGGAGGAGUAAAAUCUCAACUUUGAGAUCUCUUUCAGGUCAGACUAAUCAUGGCAGUUAGCUUGACUUUGUGAUUCAGUGCAUGCAGACCUGCGCGCAGGGUCAAUCGCGAGGUAGUUAAAUUGAAUCUGAAACCAUUCGCUGCCUUUCAUUUUCGUUUGUCGACGCAAGCCUAGAUUCUCUCAGAGAUUUGCUGGAUCAUGUUUGCGAAUUCUUUAAACGGCGUUACGCUAGUUCUCUGCAUGUCAAAAUUAGUGCAGGUCCGCUCAUCUUUACGCGAACAUUGUUAAUCUGACAGUUGGUUCCUGAUUAACUUAUCCACUGUCUUGUUUGUGGGCGUGGCUGAGGGGUUUGGAAGCCGGGCCCGGUUUGAUAAAUUGCCUGUACAGUUUGCCAGUUUGGUGAAGUGUUUGUCGUUCAUGCUCUGUCCAACACUUACUCAUGUUGAGAACUUGACAAACGGUUGAUGAAUCAGGAACUUUUUUUUACUGGAUUCCUAAACAUCUCCCGAGUAAAAUCUAUUUCUUCUUAUUAUCACUCGAUUUCUAUCUGUUGAAUGUAUUUUUCAACUCGGCCCAUGAGACUACCAUAGAGAUCGUGAUCGUUGCAGCCCACUGCGUCGCUUGGCCGGGAAGCAAGAAUGUGUGCAUGCGGGCCGAUAGCCAUGACCACUACUAGCUCUUCGCCAGCAGCUGUCAACCUAGCCGAGCAGACAUGCGGCAACUACAUUUCCAAACCAACACAUGCAUGUUGGCCCACAACUACUGCUGGUGGAUGUGGCGGUGCUUCUUUAUUGUACCUGUUAAAUUAGCUGGACACUUUUUGUGCAGAUGAGAUUUAUUUUGUUCUUUUUAUUUGGAUUGGAAAAGUUAGAAUGUUUUGUAUUUUUUAGAUCCGUGGGAGGUUAUACAAAUCAGUGUAUAUUUUUCUUUGUAGGAUCCAAAAAUUCAAAUUGUUUUUUUUUGCGAAAUUCAUAAUAUUGUAUUUGGAGU
Messenger RNA from Panicum virgatum (switchgrass), 3145 nucleotides. RefSeq lists its product as uncharacterized. Bases 39 to 1514 code for a protein of 491 amino acids. The transcript is spliced from 2 exons. NCBI's taxonomy places the organism in Eukaryota, Viridiplantae, Streptophyta, Magnoliopsida, Poales, Poaceae. The record is from RefSeq and is a predicted model, not a curated record. Gene Ontology annotation, cellular component: Fanconi anaemia nuclear complex. Gene Ontology annotation, biological process: interstrand cross-link repair.